AGUGCGGGUCUCCGGGAGGGCCCCGGGCGCGUGCGCAGUGCGGUCGGGCCUGCGGGGCCGCGGUGUUUCCUGCCCCGCGAUGUCGGGUCCGGGGGGCCCGGGCCCCGGCGGGGGGAAGCUGGACAUCAACCGCGCCGGGGUGUCCGAGCUGGAGGGGGCGCUGAGCGGUAUCGGCCGGCGCCGGGCCCGGGGCAUCGUGCGCAAGAGAGAGGAGCUGAAGGGCUUCAAAUCACUGGAUGACCUGCUGCACGUCAAGGGCAUCACCACCCGGAUCCUGGAGCUGAACAGCCAGCGCAUGACCUGCAGGAGGAGGCCAAGCAGCGAGGAGGCUCCUGGUGGGAGUCCCAGCCAGCAGGGGCACAGUGCCCCCGUGCCUCAGGUGCUGGCUGAGGAGGAGAGCGGCGUCCAGGCUGCCUGGGAGUCAGAGGAAUCGGAUUGCUCAGGUGUUGAAGGGGGUUCUGGUCCAGAGUCCGAUGGCUCCAGAGUGCGAGUUGGGCAGGAGCCCGAGGAGCUGGCCGGCCAUGGAGGGCUGGAGCCUGCCAGCUCCCGAGUCUGUGGGGUGCAGGAGGAGGAGGAGGAGGAGGGGAGCUGCUGCAGCGAUGAAGGGGAGGACGGCAGUGACGUCUAUUUCUAUUACACCAUUGGUGAGCGCUGGAUUGACUAUCUGGAGAGGACCGAGGAGGGCAGCCUCAUCAGACAUGUGCGGCCAAAGAUGAAGCGGAAGUCGGAGCAUGGCCUGGACAGCAGGGCCCUGUCCCCUGGCAAGAAGCUCUGCAAGGGCUCCGACUACGGCAGGACACUGGGCCCCUGCAUUCCCAGUCCCACCGCCACCUUUGGGGACCUGCGCAAUGCCAAGCCGGGCCAGGGCCGCCGGCGUCGCAUUCCCUCUGUCGUCCCGCCCCCGGAGCUGCAGGACUGGCUCCGUACCUUUCAGAGGUGGAGUGGCCCGGAGAAGCUGGUGGCCCUGGAUGAGCUCAUCGACCGCUGCGAGCCCUCCCAGAUCAAGUACAUGAUGCAGGUGAUUGAGCCGCAGUUCCAGAGAGACUUCAUCUCCCUGCUGCCCAAGGAGCUGGCGCUCUAUGUCCUGUCCUUCCUGGAGCCCCGGGACCUGCUCCGCGCUGCCCAGACCUGCCGCUACUGGAGGGUCCUGGCUGAGGACAACCUGCUGUGGAGGGAGAAGUGCAGGGAGGAAGGCAUCGAGGAGCCCCUGAACCUGCGGAAGCGGCGCCUUCUGAGUCCUGGCUUCAUGUACAGCCCCUGGAAAUUCGCCUUCAUGCGGCAGCACAAAAUCGACAUGAACUGGCGCAGCGGAGACCUCAAAGCUCCCAAGGUCCUGAAGGGACAUGACGACCAUGUCAUCACCUGCCUGCAGUUCUGUGGCAACCGCAUUGUCAGUGGCUCCGACGACAACACCCUGAAGGUCUGGUCAGCCAUCACCGGCGAGUGUGUGCAGACCCUCGUGGGUCACACAGGGGGGGUCUGGUCCUCCCAGAUGAGGGACAACAUCGUCAUCAGCGGCUCCACGGACCGGACGCUGAAGGUGUGGAACGCAGACACGGGCGAGUGUGUGCACACGCUGUACGGACACACGUCCACUGUGCGCUGCAUGCACCUGCACGGGAGCAGGGUGGUGAGUGGCUCACGGGACGCCACGCUGCGCCUCUGGGACAUCGAGACCGGGCAGUGUCUGCACGUGCUGAUGGGGCACGUGGCCGCCGUGCGCUGCGUCCAGUACGAUGGGCACAAAGUGGUGAGCGGCGCCUACGACUACACGGUGAAGGUGUGGGACCCGGAGAGUGAGAGCUGCAUCCACACGCUGCAGGGCCACACCAACCGCGUCUACUCCCUGCAGUUUGAUGGGACGCACAUCGUGAGUGGCUCUCUGGACACGUCAAUCCGGGUGUGGGACAUGGAGAGCGGUAACUGCCUGCACACGCUGAUGGGGCACCAGUCGCUCACCAGUGGCAUGGAGCUGCGGGACAACAUCCUGGUCUCGGGCAACGCAGAUUCUACCGUCAAGAUCUGGGACAUCAAGACAGGCCAGUGCCUGCAGACGCUGCAGGGGCCCAGCAAGCACCAGAGCGCCGUCACCUGCCUCCAGUUCAGCUCCAAGUUCGUGGUGACCAGCUCGGACGACGGCACCGUCAAGCUGUGGGACCUCAAGACGGGCGAGUUUGUGCGCAACCUAGUGGCCCUGGAGAGUGGGGGCAGCGGGGGGGUGGUGUGGCGCAUUCGCGCCUCCAACACAAAGUUGGUGUGUGCUGUGGGCAGCCGCAAUGGCACCGAGGAGACCAAGCUGCUGGUGCUGGACUUUGACGUUGACCUGAAAUGAGCCCCAGCCAAGCCGGGAUGGGAUGGAGGAUCCCGCAGGCCGGGCACAGCACCUGGGCUCCGCAGGGCAGGCCCCGGAGCAGGCCUCAGCCCCUCUGCAGGGCUGUAAAUACUGUAUCCAGCCUGCCUCAGCCUUAUUUAUAUGUGUGAGCGCCUGGACAUGGGACUGACAGGGAGGGCCCUGCACACAGCCAGGGGCCUGGACAGAGAGCGAAGGCAGCAUGUUUUGUACACACUAAUAUAUCAAUUUAUUUCUGUA
Molecule: messenger RNA, 2590 nt
Organism: Dermochelys coriacea (leatherback sea turtle)
Lineage: Eukaryota; Metazoa; Chordata; Testudines; Dermochelyidae
Product: F-box/WD repeat-containing protein 7-like
Exons: 13
Coding region: 80-2332 (750 amino acids)
Biological process (GO): proteasome-mediated ubiquitin-dependent protein catabolic process; ubiquitin recycling
Cellular component (GO): nucleus; cytoplasm
Molecular function (GO): ubiquitin binding
Source: RefSeq, a predicted model, not a curated record